Molecule: messenger RNA, 2300 nt
Organism: Habropoda laboriosa
Lineage: Eukaryota; Metazoa; Arthropoda; Insecta; Hymenoptera; Apidae
Gene: mnb
Product: serine/threonine-protein kinase minibrain
Exons: 8
Coding region: 181-2121 (646 amino acids)
Biological process (GO): peptidyl-threonine phosphorylation; peptidyl-serine phosphorylation; protein autophosphorylation
Cellular component (GO): nucleus
Molecular function (GO): protein serine/threonine/tyrosine kinase activity; ATP binding; protein serine/threonine kinase activity
Source: RefSeq, a predicted model, not a curated record
UCUCUUAGUAUUGAACGCUAAUUAAACGUUCACGAUAUCAAUAUAACAAUAUUCAAAUAUAUUCGAAUUACACUUGACUUUAUCCGGUGUGGUCGAACCAGGUGUAUCUUCUGACAAGCCAGUCAUACUGUAAAACCAAGUGCAGUUCGGUUCUGUUGUACAAUUAUCAAUUUCUAUCUUAUGGUUGUCAACGUAGGCGGAAGGGCGGGUACGGGCGGAGGCGGCGGCGGAGGCGGAGGCGCACCUCUUUACGGUCGUCUGGUAGCUGAAGAGCCGUUACCCCCUACAGUAUGCGGGGGUGCCGGUGCCGGUAGCGGUACCGGCGGGGUUCCCCAAGAAACCCCCGCGGAUAUUCACGCCAUGCAAGCCAGGAUACCCCAUAGAUUUCGUGAUCCAGCUACGGCACCCCUUAGAAAACUCAGUGUCGAUCUCAUCAAAACUUACAAGCACAUCAACGAGGUUUAUUAUGCUAAGAAGAAAAGAAGGGCGCAACAGAUGCAAGGAGAAGAUGGUUCCCAUAAAAAAGAAAGAAAAUUGUACAACGAUGGUUGGGAUGACGAUAAUCAUGAUUAUAUUAUCAAGAAUGGGGAAAAGUUCCUCGAUCGCUAUGAGAUCGAUUCUUUAAUAGGUAAAGGCAGUUUUGGCCAAGUAGUAAAAGCGUUUGAUCAUGAAGAACAAACGCAAGUGGCAAUAAAAAUUAUCAAGAAUAAGAAACCUUUUCUAAAUCAAGCGCAAAUUGAAGUGAGGCUAUUGGAAAUGAUGAACAGGGCGGAUACGGACAACAAAUAUUAUAUAGUUAAGCUAAAGAGGCAUUUUAUGUGGCGAAAUCACUUAUGUCUGGUAUUCGAGCUGUUAUCAUAUAAUCUGUAUGAUCUACUUAGAAAUACGAAUUUUCGAGGAGUGUCGUUGAACUUAACAAGGAAGUUUGCACAGCAAUUGUGUACUGCCCUUUUGUUCCUGUCUACACCGGAAUUGAACAUCAUUCACUGUGAUCUGAAACCCGAAAACAUACUUUUGUGCAAUCCCAAACGAAGUGCGAUAAAAAUAGUGGACUUUGGUAGUUCGUGUCAACUUGGACAGAGAAUAUACCAAUAUAUUCAGUCCAGGUUUUACCGAUCUCCCGAAGUCUUAUUAGGAAUACCUUACGACCUUGCGAUAGACAUGUGGAGUCUAGGAUGUAUUUUAGUUGAAAUGCAUACAGGAGAACCUCUGUUCAGUGGGGCCAAUGAGGUCGAUCAAAUGAAUAAAAUCGUAGAAGUACUAGGAAUGCCACCGAAACAUAUAUUGGACCAAGCACAUAAAGCGCGGAAAUACUUUGACAAAGUCCCCACGGAUGGCUCGUAUGUGCUGAAAAAGUCAAAGGAUGGUAAAAAGUACAAACCUCCUGGCACAAGACGCUUGCACGAUAUCUUAGGUGUCGAAAGCGGAGGCCCCGGUGGUAGAAGGAUAGGUGAACCUGGUCAUUCAAUUUCCGAUUACCUCAAAUUCAAAGACUUGAUAUUGCGGAUGCUGGACUUUGAUCCCAAAACAAGAGUGACACCGUAUUAUGCACUUCAGCACAAUUUCUUCAAGCGUACAGCCGACGAGGGGACCAACACGAAUAUUGCUGCUGCCAACAGUGCUAACACGAGCCCGGCAGUAGUAUCAAUGAGCCAAGAUCAUGGACUGGUAACCAUGUCAGGACAGGGAAGCAACAAGAGUGGCAAUCCGAUGCAAGUAUCAAGUCUCCCUGGUGGCUAUCAGCCAAUGGAAUGCGAGUCUUCGCCUCGUCAUUUGAGCAAUCGACGCGUCGUAACAACAAGCUAUCCGUCAACUUCGGCCACUGGGGUGUCUGCAUCCGGGCCAAUGUCCAUGCAAUCUGUAGACAGCUCCCUGAUACAAAGCUCUCUUGGAUCGUAUAAUAGCCUAAUUCUCCCUGGUAUACCCCAUCUGCCUGCGAUGAUGACCUCACCUAUGAUUCAGCAGCAGAACUUUUACAAUUACGGUUAUUCGACGACUGAUACGCACGGAAUAGUCAGACAACCGUCGACAGUCUCAACCGGUAAACAGAGAGACCCGGAAAGGGAAGACAGUCCUAUGGUUGGAGUAUGUGUCCAGCAAAGUCCAGUUGCUAUUCACUGAAUGAAAAAAAGAACAAAAGAAACUACGACGAUAGACGAUUAUAUGUACUGUCGCCGCAAUCACGGUACCGUCAAAAUAUAUUAGGUGAUUAUAUAUACUGUAUAUACAAAGUUCACGACGGUACUGUAACACCUAUCGUACUGUUUAUGAAAAGAAGAAAAGAAAGGAGGGAAAUGAGA